GAAAAACGCAUGCGCAAAAGGCUAUAGCGGCGUCCCAGUGGAGGCGCACUCUAAACCUUGCGCAGGCGCGUUAGGUCGUGGUCGCGAUGAGAGUUCUUGUGGGUGGCGGGACGGGCUUCAUUGGGACAGCCCUAACCCAGCUGCUCAAGGCCAGGGGCCACGAAGUGACGUCGAUCUCCCGAAAGCCAGGGCCAGGUCGGAUCACGUGGGAUGAGCUCACGACGUCGGGGUUGCCCCGCUGCGAUGCUGCAGUCAACCUGGCAGGAGAGAACAUCCUCAACCCUCUCCGCAGGUGGAAUGCAGCCUUUCAAAAAGAAGUUCUCAGCAGCCGCCUGGAGACCACCCAAACGCUGGCUGGAGCCAUAGCCAAGGCCCCAGAACCCCCCCAGGCCUGGGUCUUAGUCACAGGUGUAGCUUACUACCAGCCCAGCCUGACUGCGGAGUACGAUGAGGACAGCCCAGGAGGGGAUUUCGACUUUUUUUCCAACCUCGUAACUAAAUGGGAAGCUGCAGCCAGGCUUCCUGGAGAUUCUACACGCCAGGUGGUGGUGCGCUCUGGGGUUGUGCUGGGCCGUGGAGGCGGUGCCAUUGGUCAUAUGCUGUUGCCUUUCCGUCUGGGCCUGGGGGGCCCCAUUGGUUCAGGCCACCAGUUCUUCCCCUGGAUUCACAUCAGAGACUUGGCGGGAAUCCUGGCCCAUGCCCUUGAAACAAGCCAUGUGCAGGGGAUCCUGAACGGAGUGGCUCCCGCCUCCUCCACUACCAAUGCUGAGUUUGCCCGGGCCUUGGGUGCAGCCCUGGGCCGCCCAGCCUUCAUCCCUCUCCCCAGUGCCGUGGUACAAGCUAUCUUUGGGCAAGAACGUGCCGUCAUGCUGCUGGAGGGCCAGAAGGUGGUCCCACGGCGGACACUGGCUGCUGGCUACCAGUAUUCUUUCCCAGAGCUGGGAGCCGCCUUGAAGGAAAUCAUAGCCUAAACGGGGAGGCUCAAGGCAGGGCCUGAGGCCUGUUCCUCAGCAGGGGCUUACUGGUGAGAGACUGCAUAAGCUCAGGUUCUCCUCGAGACUGAAAGCUAUCUGGUUCUUAAGCCCUCUUUCUUGCUCACUGUCCCACUGCCCCACCUUAUUUAAAUAACUGAGAGAUUUCUGCUAUUUCAGGGUUACAGUCGCAUUAUGUUGGGACCUUAACUUCUUCAACUUCUUAUAGAUAAAUAUCCAAGUUUGGUCUCCUUGUGUGUCCUGUUCCUGCCCCAUUUCUCCUCCUUGGUAUUCAGAGAAUGUUUUGCAGUUUAGGCAAUAAAGACAAAUUAACUGACUA
This is a messenger RNA of Dama dama (fallow deer), 1311 nucleotides long. It is a transcript of the gene SDR39U1, whose product is annotated as short chain dehydrogenase/reductase family 39U member 1. The record is from RefSeq and is a predicted model, not a curated record. Lineage: Eukaryota; Metazoa; Chordata; Mammalia; Artiodactyla; Cervidae. The coding region runs from base 87 to 971 and encodes 294 amino acids. The transcript has 6 exons.